AUGGUAGGUACCUUACUUCUAUUACAAAGUGUUUGUAUUUUAUUGAAGAUGUGUGUUAUCAGUGUGAGUCUGAUUAUGUUCUGUUACAUGGAAAGUGUUACCAAGGCGCCAUCGCACAAAGUGAUAAUUGUGAAUUGUUAUCACCAAUUGGAUGUCUUCGAUGUGCAAAGGGGUAUUACACUGACAAAGAAAACAAGUGCAGCAAAUGCAACACAAAGUGCACUGAAUGUACAGAGAACUCUGAGAAGUGUCAAAGUUGCAUCACAGGCACAGUCCUCUCAAAUGGGAAGUGUCUCACCAUUUUUGCACUUGAAGGGAUUUGUACUUCGUAUGAUGCGAAUGGGCAAUGCUCGCAGUGUAUUAAUGGAUAUAGUACUACUAGUGGAACUUGUGUGA
Molecule: messenger RNA, 396 nt
Organism: Entamoeba invadens IP1
Lineage: Eukaryota; Evosea; Mastigamoebida; Endamoebidae
Exons: 1
Coding region: 1-396 (131 amino acids)
Source: RefSeq, a predicted model, not a curated record